Acanthaster planci (crown-of-thorns starfish) is the source of this 1755-nucleotide messenger RNA. Its product is annotated as NLR family CARD domain-containing protein 4-like. The record is from RefSeq and is a predicted model, not a curated record. Lineage: Eukaryota; Metazoa; Echinodermata; Asteroidea; Valvatida; Acanthasteridae.
UGUACAAGAAGUGGGGAGAUAAACGGCAAUACAGGAGAACUCCCGAGAGCGACCCAGAAAGUUCUCUGAAAGAUAUAGGUGAAGAGUUUUUGAAUCAACUGAAAACAUAUUACAAGGAUGAGAUGAAAACCACCCCCAUUCAUACCACAGAGUUUUCCAAGACAAGGGCAACUGAGGACAUCUUUGUCUUUCCAGACAUAUGUCACACAGAUGAAACUAAAACAAAACUGAACUCGCUUGAUGAUCUGAUGAAGUUGUUGCAUGGCAACCACCAUGUGGCUGUCGUGGGAAGUGCAGGAUGUGGAAAGACCACAUUGAUUGGAAAAAUUGGUUAUGAUUGGGCAAACCAUGGCAGAUCUUCCUUCAAAUAUGUGGUAAUCCUUAGGAUGAAGGAAAUCUGUGGUACCUCAGGUUUCUUGGAGGCUGUUCAUACGAGGCUCCUACCCACAAAGUCUGAGAUUCCCAAAUGGCAACUGAAGCAUCAUCUGGAGAAACAUGAGAAAGAGUUGCUGAUCAUAGUUGAUGGUUCGUGUUUGUCUUCUAAAGAGUUUCGUUCGUCAACUCCCCAUGAUGACUGGUCAUUGAAGAAUUUACUUUCUUUCAAGGCACUCAGUAAAUGCUCACUGCUUGUAACUAUCAGCGGCCAUCAACUUGAGCAGCUUCAGCGCUACUCCAGCAAGUACACUGUUGUCAAAACAGAUGGUUUCUCUUCUGAGAACAUUGCUGAAUACAUUGGGAAGUCCCUUGGGCCUGGUCAAGAAGCACAAAAACUCACUGAAACAGUUCGUGCUUCUGAGAUAAUAAGUUCUCUUGCCAAAUCCCCAAUCAUGCUGCAAGUACUGUGUCGUAUAUGGAAGGACAACAAAACUCUCCCUCAACAGAUAGCGGCAUUGUUUGACAAAGCAGUAGAUGUGCUGGUCCAACACAUUUCGUGUGAAGAUGGCUCAGCUUGGCAAGAUUUUGAUAGGCUUAGAUCAAGUAUCGGUGAAGUUGCUCUGACAGACUUGCUGGAAGACCAACGAAAAAGGUCAGAGUUCUUCCGAGAUGAGUUUCCUGAUGGUCGUGCUCUAAAAUUUGGAUUAGAGAUUGGGGUUUUGUUGGAAGAAAGCUACAGCACUGGGGAGAACCAGAAAUCCAUUGUGAAAUUCUCAAGAGUCUAUUACCAGGAAUACCUGGUAGCUUGCUAUUUGGUUCAUGGCAGUGGCGGAGAGACAUGUGUGAGAGAAAAGUUCUUGCCAAAGGUAACUUUGGAAACUGUACAAAAAAAUGAAAGGCUCAUCCGGUUCUGUUGUGGAAAGAGUGGCAAUGCUAGAUCAGUGAUCAUAGAUCACCUCAAGGGGCUCAGAGACAGUUGUGAUCAGCCAACCCAAAAGCAAUGGUUGUCGAAUUUCAUAAAAGAUCUCUGUGAAUGAGAAGCCUGUACUAGAUCAUUAUUGCAGUAGCAAAUGAUUUAUAACCGCAUAAGGAGCGGUCUUUAAUUCUCCUGUUACUCCAUGAUCUCACUUCUUUGGAUCUAUACCCAAUAGAUCCUGCUUAGCCCAAUAAGCAAGUUCAGUUUUCCACCAGCAGUUGCACCAAAUGAAGCAUACUAUAAAUUAUUUGGGAUGAUCAAUCUACGUCAACAAGAUUGGCCAGGUUAGUGUAGUCAUGCAUGUAUGCCAACUUAUAAGCAUUGAACAUGUUCGAGCUGACUUGAUGUCAAAUGUUUUAUCCUGAAUGGCCUGGCCGUAUUGAAACCCCAUAAGUAAUAACUUG